Salmo salar (Atlantic salmon) is the source of this 1076-nucleotide messenger RNA. RefSeq lists its product as uncharacterized. Lineage: Eukaryota; Metazoa; Chordata; Actinopteri; Salmoniformes; Salmonidae. The record is from RefSeq and is a predicted model, not a curated record.
AAAGGAUUCGCUGAGAGGGGGAUGGAUAUGGGGAAAGGAUUCACAGAGAGGGGGAUGGAUAUGGGGAAAGGAUUCGCUGAGAGGGGGAUGGAUAUGGGGAAAGGAUUCACAGAGAGGGGGAUGGAUAUGGGGAAAGGAUUCACAGAGAGGGGGAUGGAUAUGGGGAAAGGAUUCGCUGAGAGGGGGAUGGAUAUGGGGAAAGGAUUCGCUGAGAGGGGGAUGGAUAUGGGGAAAGGAUUCGCUGAGAGGGGGAUGGAUAUGGGGAAAGGAUUCGCUGAGAGGGGGAUGGAUAUGGGGAAAGGAUUCGCUGAGAGGGGGAUGGAUAUGGGGAAAGGAUUCGCUGAGAGGGGGAUGGAUAUGGGGAAAGGAUUCACAGAGAGGGGGAUGGAUAUGGGGAAAGGAUUCGCAGAGAGGGGGAUGGAUAUGGGAAAAGGAUUCGCUGAGAGGGGGAUGGAUAUGGGGAAAGGAUUCACAGAGAGGGGGAUGGAUAUGGGGAAAGGAUUCGCAGAGAGGGGGAUGGAUAUGGGGAAAGGAUUCGCUGAGAGGGGGAUGGAUCUCGGGCGGAAGCUGGCGGAGGGUGGGACAUGCGCCCGACGGAUGACAGGGACGAAGACAGAGACAGGGAUAGAAGGAGGGAUAACCAGGACAGGAGAAGAGAUGUAUACAACUAUGACUCCAGAUACAACGCUGAGGAGAGGUGCCUACUGGGAGUUUGUCAACAAGGGCCAGCCAGUGCAGAGCGUCUACUUCUUCAAGGGAGAUAAAUACUACAGAGUGGAUCUGAAGACCAAGAAAGUGGACCCAGCCAGUCCUCCUUACCCCAGGUCCAUCAGCAAGUACUGUCUGAGCUGUCCUGAAAAACACCUGGGGGCCGAGAAGAAAUAGUUUCACAACUGGAUAAAGAAACGUAUACAGUAUUUAAAACGUGUACAUCAAAGACUCAAAUAGACAGUAAUUUGAAGCUAAAUAAUUUGAACAAUCACUUGACAAAAAUGUUCUGUUGUGAGGACAUUUAUGUUUGUACCUGGAAUCUUUAUAUGUAAUACUUUUACAAUUAAACACAAUCUAACUGUAAA